AUGUCUCUGAGCGUUGUCGCCUCCAAGGCUGCCCCAACCCUCGUCGUCGUCGGUGCCGUCUCUGGUGUCGUCGCCUACGUCCACAGGUGUCUCUCCUACGAGUCAUCCCAGAUGGACCGCUUCUUCUCCUCCUACAACACCCCCCAGAGCGAGGCCAACCGCGCCAAGGUCUUCCAAGACGCCUCGUACGACCCCAGGACGAACGUGCUCAACGUCCUCGGCUGGAAGGGCAAGUCUUCAUAA
This is a messenger RNA of Thyridium curvatum, 243 nucleotides long. RefSeq lists its product as uncharacterized. Lineage: Eukaryota; Fungi; Ascomycota; Sordariomycetes; Thyridiales; Thyridiaceae. The transcript is spliced from 2 exons. Bases 1 to 243 code for a protein of 80 amino acids. The record is from RefSeq and is a predicted model, not a curated record.